AUAUAACCUUUGCAAUAUUUUUUGCUGCAACUGUGAUGGUGGAUGUGAUUCAAGAUGUGAGCAAACUACAUGUAAUGCCAAGGAAUGGUCAAAAUGUCUUGUAGCUGCCGUAACUUGUGGAAUUUCUUGCGUUACAAAUGGAGCAGCAUGUGCAACUUGUCUUGCAUCUGUAGGUGCUUCGUUUUGUAAAGAAUGUUAUUUUCAACUUUAUGAUUAG
This is a messenger RNA of Dentiscutata heterogama, 217 nucleotides long. The record is from the annotation of a GenBank genome assembly. Lineage: Eukaryota; Fungi; Glomeromycota; Glomeromycetes; Diversisporales; Gigasporaceae.